Molecule: messenger RNA, 744 nt
Organism: Trichomonas vaginalis G3
Lineage: Eukaryota; Parabasalia; Trichomonadida; Trichomonadidae
Product: protein of unknown function, DUF4106 family
Exons: 1
Source: RefSeq, a predicted model, not a curated record
AUGCUUAAAGAAGAGUGUGGUUUCCCAGAUACUAUUGACUUUAGUGACAGAUAUAAAGAAGCUAUUCGAAAGUUCAAGGAUGGAAAUACUGACCCGGACCUAUUUAGCUUUAUGGCUCAGCACCAAAACGGAUAUAAUCUCAAACCUGGAAAAUACAAGCUCGCUAAGGGAUAUGAUUUAAUAGCAUAUCAUCCAAAUGACAUGGAUGAAUUUACUCCGAGAUAUUUGAUGUCAGAGCUAAAUGACAAUUCAACUUUCGUCAUGAAACGCGUAAAAAAUAGAGACGGAACGAAAGAACAAAAGCUUAUGAAUGCGGAUGACGUAGAUAGGGAAAUUGUUGAAAACGGUCUCGGAAUAUAUGAAAUGCCAGCAGAUGAGGUACAAGAAACUCCACAGGAAGAACUAGUUCAGAUACAACCAGACAUGGAAGAAAUAGUUCAGCAACAACAGCUAGAAGAGCCUGAAGGAAACGAACAAGUCACUCCUUUGGAAACUAACUUCACAGAACUAGAUGAAGAUUUGGAACAGCCGAAAAAUCUUGACCCUCAACAAGAGUAUGCGGAGAAUAUGGAAUAUUUCCAAGAGUCUAAAAAAAAUUCGGCUGACAUAGUAGAAGAAUAUCGAAAAAUGUUUGCCGACAUACAAAAGACUCCAACACCAGAUGAAAAUAUUCAGCAUAGAAUGGAAGUACUGAAAGAAAAUGUACACAAAUACAACAACCCUUUUUACUUACGAGCAUUUAAC